This is a messenger RNA of Eimeria necatrix, 456 nucleotides long. RefSeq lists its product as hypothetical. The record is from RefSeq and is a predicted model, not a curated record. NCBI's taxonomy places the organism in Eukaryota, Apicomplexa, Conoidasida, Eucoccidiorida, Eimeriidae. The coding region runs from base 1 to 456 and encodes 151 amino acids. The transcript has 2 exons.
AUGCAGCAGCACUUAGUGCCAGGGCAGCAGCAGGAGCUGCUGCAGCAGUUUGUGCCAGGGCAGCAGCAGCAGCUGCUGUUGCUGCAGCUGCAGCAGCAGCAACAGGGGCAGCAGCGAGCGCCGCAACAGCAGCAGCAGGGGACAGCAGCAACGCAGCAGCAGCAGCAGCGUAGCAGCAGCCCCAGCAGCAGCAGCAGCAGCAGCAGCUUACCGACAAUCUUUUCCCACUCAGCUGAAUACCGCAGCACGAUUGAUCUGCAAGAGCAGCAACAAGAACAGCAGCAGCAACAGCAUCAGCAGCUCCUGCAGCAGCAGCAGAAGCUACUGCAGGAAUGGCAGCAGCAGCAGCUGCAGCAGCAGCUGCAGCAGCAGCUGCGGCAACAGCUGCCGCAGGAAUGGCAGCAGCAGCAGCCGCAGCAGCAGCUUCUGCAGCAAUGGCAGCAGCAGCAGCUGUAG